CACUUGAUUGCUUGUUUGAAACAAGUAUUCCUUCUGAGAAUGAAAUUCUGAAUGAAUUUGAAUUAAUGUUAGAAAAUAUUCAAGAAUCAGUUAGUAAUUUAGAUGAUUUUAUUAACAAGGCUGAUACCAAUACUAUAUUCUUAAUAGAAAUUGAGUCUUUAAACAGAUUAACAAAUUUAAAUUAA
Messenger RNA from Cetraspora pellucida, 185 nucleotides. NCBI's taxonomy places the organism in Eukaryota, Fungi, Glomeromycota, Glomeromycetes, Diversisporales, Gigasporaceae. The record is from the annotation of a GenBank genome assembly.